This is a messenger RNA of Cariama cristata (Red-legged seriema), 736 nucleotides long. Its product is annotated as band 4.1-like protein 3. The annotation marks the transcript as partial. Gene Ontology annotation, cellular component: cytoskeleton; plasma membrane. The transcript is spliced from 5 exons. Lineage: Eukaryota; Metazoa; Chordata; Aves; Cariamiformes; Cariamidae. The record is from RefSeq and is a predicted model, not a curated record.
GGGAAUGACACCUGCGGAGGCUGAGAUGCAUUUCCUGGAGAAUGCCAAAAAACUAUCAAUGUAUGGAGUAGAUCUCCAUCACGCCAAGGAUUCCGAAGGAGUGGAAAUCAUGCUAGGAGUUUGUGCAAGUGGUCUCUUAAUAUAUCGAGACAGACUCAGAAUAAAUAGAUUUGCCUGGCCAAAGGUUCUGAAAAUUUCAUACAAGAGGAACAACUUCUACAUCAAAAUCCGACCGGGGGAGUUUGAGCAGUUUGAAAGCACUAUUGGGUUUAAGUUGCCAAAUCAUCGUGCUGCAAAGCGCUUAUGGAAAGUGUGUGUUGAGCACCAUACAUUUUUCAGGCUCCUGCUGCCAGAAGCACCUCCAAAGAAGUUCCUCACGCUGGGCUCCAAGUUUCGCUACAGUGGCCGGACACAGGCCCAGACGAGAAGAGCCAGUGCCCUCAUAGACCGUCCCGCACCUUACUUUGAGCGGUCUUCUAGUAAACGUUACACUAUGUCUCGCAGCUUAGAUGGGGCAUCAGUGAAUGAAAACCAUGAAAUGUACAUGAAGGAUUCUGUGUCUGCUGCAGAGGUUGGUACUGGCCAGUACGCCACAACAAAGGGCAUCUCUCAGACCAACUUGAUAACCACUGUGACUCCCGAGAAAAAGGCAGAAGAAGAGAAAGAUGAUGAAGAGGGCAAAAAGAAAAGAGCAGAGGAAGUCACCCCGGUCUCGGCCGUACGCCAUGACACCAAG